AUGGCUGCUCCGGAUGCCUCGUCGUCCUCCUUCCCGGUGGAAUCAAUCCUCUUCCCGCUCAGCACAUUCCUCCUCAGCAUCUACACCCUCUCCACCGCCACCGAUGUCUUCAUCUCCAGCACAGCUCGCCUGGCUCGUCGCUUGCAUGUGAGCGAGACACUCAUCUCCCUGCUCACCGCGGGCGCCGAAUGGGAAGAACUCGCCGUCGUGAUCGCAGCCAUUGCUCAAGGCCGACCGAAACUCGCUCUGGGGAAUGUGUUGGGAAGUUGCGUGGCCAACAUCCUCGGGGCUUUCUCGUUGGGCGUCUUAGCCCAGAGAGAAACGAUUGUGAGGUAUGAUGUCAGUGCGAGACUUUAUGCCGUCAUUCUGUUCGGUCUCACCACCGGUGUUGCGGUUCUCUGGGGAUUUGGCCGGCUUGAGGGACACGUCUAUGGCGCGGCCUUGGUGGUUGUGUUUGUGUUAUACAUGGUGGGUAUAGGUUGGUCGGUAUAUCGCGGCGUGUUGACGGCGCCUCAAGAUUCUGAUGCCGAGUCUGAUGCCGAGUCUGAUGGCAGCUCAACCUCGGAAGAGUCAGGGCAGACGGCUGUGUCUGGAGAGGAGGCUCAGCAUGACGAGAACCAAGCAGACGAGACGACGCCGUUGUCAUUGCGAUGGAGGAAACCGCCGUCCAUUCUGACUUACCUGGUCAAGCUGAUUGUGGCCUUCAUCGCCCUCUCGCUCAGUGGCUACGUUCUUUCGCAUUCCUCCAAGUCACUCUCGACGGCGUGCCACCUUUCCGACACCGUUUUUGGUGCGACCCUGUUGUCUCUCGGCACGACCCUACCGGAGAAGUUCGUGGCCGUGAUCAGCGGAUAUCGAGGCCACCCCGGUAUCAUGGUCGCCAACACGGUGGGCAGCAAUAUAUUCUUGCUGACGCUGUGUCUGGGAGUGACCAUUCUAAGCUCACAGGGGCUUGCCCAAGGGUCGAGUUAUACCCAAGAAAUUGUCUGGACGUGGACCACCUCGGCCUUCUUGAUGGUGAUGAUCCUCGUUGGUACCCACAGAUUGGUCGGGUUGGCCAUGUUGCUUGCGUAUGUCGGGUUUUUGGUCCUUGAAUUCACGCUGUACAAGCCUUGA
Cladophialophora carrionii CBS 160.54 is the source of this 1116-nucleotide messenger RNA. RefSeq lists its product as uncharacterized. NCBI's taxonomy places the organism in Eukaryota, Fungi, Ascomycota, Eurotiomycetes, Chaetothyriales, Herpotrichiellaceae. The transcript has a single exon. Gene Ontology annotation, molecular function: calcium, potassium:sodium antiporter activity; calcium channel activity. The record is from RefSeq and is a predicted model, not a curated record. Gene Ontology annotation, cellular component: membrane. The coding region runs from base 1 to 1116 and encodes 371 amino acids. Gene Ontology annotation, biological process: intracellular calcium ion homeostasis; calcium ion transmembrane transport.